Peronospora matthiolae is the source of this 177-nucleotide messenger RNA. The record is from the annotation of a GenBank genome assembly. NCBI's taxonomy places the organism in Eukaryota, Oomycota, Peronosporomycetes, Peronosporales, Peronosporaceae.
AUGAUGGAUGCCGAUGCCGUUGUCGAUGCGAUCGAUAUCGAUGAUUACGAUGACGGCGAUGCUGGUAUAUUCAGCAUCAUCAAUGACUGCCACAGUGAGGACGAUGACACCCUCACUGGAGAAGACAAAGUUCUUUCAGCAGUGCACACGAAGCGCACUGCUGUUGACAAGGAUUAA